Molecule: messenger RNA, 1296 nt
Organism: Ophidiomyces ophidiicola
Lineage: Eukaryota; Fungi; Ascomycota; Eurotiomycetes; Onygenales; Onygenaceae
Exons: 2
Coding region: 1-1296 (431 amino acids)
Molecular function (GO): protein binding
Source: RefSeq, a predicted model, not a curated record
AUGAAAAAGAGAAGCAGAACGGCGUUCAAAAGCAAAAGGGAUAUGGACAGUGGCGUCUGGAUGAUGGGCAGUGAUGAUGGAUCGACUUUAAGCUCGGAUCCCAUAGUCCCGCCUGACAGCGAGACAAUACUUGGAAAUUCCGGGCAAAUGGAAGAUGAGUUUACUGAAGAUGUAUGUGCGUGCUCAGCUGCUUGUUACCGCUUUCCGUCACCUAUCAUGUCUGAAGAUACUGGUACAAGAAGGGGACUUAUUGGAACGGCGGAAGGCAUGGAGACUGAAGCCCAGCGACAUGUCAGGUCCGCGGUGAACCAUUGUCUUGAGGAAGGCAAGGAUAAUGUGGACCUUUCGUGCUUCUACGUUGAAACAAUUCCCCCGGACGUUCUCCAAUCGCUUGCUCAAUUGACCAGAGUACCAGUGUAUAAGAAGUCUACACCCUUCCCUCAACAGUUCUAUGUUGCUCUCGAGCCAUUUCUUCGAUUAUAUCUCGCCCACAACCGCCUCUUCGAACUUCCGCGGGAAUUGUUCGAGCUCAGUGGAUUAAAACUCCUGAGCCUACGCCAAAACAAACUUCGAGAGGUUCCAUCUGCAAUUCGAAAUUUGACUAGAUUACUAGAUUUCAAUGUGGCUGCUAAUAGGCUAGAGCACCUCCCCUGGGAGCUUAUUGGUUUAAUGAGGUCCGGAACCCUGAAGCGCCUUACCGUACACCCAAACCCAUUCAUCCAGCUGCGUGAAUGCGAUAUUUCUCAUUGGCACUGGGAACUUGAAGAGGGCGACCGUGCUAUUUCUAAAAGACUACGGCGGAACCCAAGCUCUGCCGAUGAUACUCCAAGCCUCCAGGCAUGGCGCCCUCUUCACAUUGCCACCAGUUCUAUCAAGUAUUUAAACAUGGACGGUCAACUGCUCCAUACCGGUGAUUCCAACUCCUUCCAACUCACCUGCACACGUGCCCCAUCUCUCCGCGAACUCUCCCUUCAAGCGUGUCUUCGGUCACCGAAAGUCUCCAAUUUUUUGAGUGGCACUACAGACGAUUGUCCAGAUCUCCCGCCAUUUGUCCUGCAGCUCAUGCAGGUCGCGAAAGCCACCAAACGCACGGGUGAUAGGGUGUGCUCUGUGUGUGGACGAUUGUACAUUAUUCCACGUGUGGAGUGGGUGGAAUGGUGGGAUUGCUCGCCUCAUGAAAAUGGUUCGAAGAUUGCACGCGUGGGUGGGGAGAGGUUAUGGCCACUACCGUUUAUGAGGCGGACGUGCAGCUGGGCAUGUCAGCCUGAUUUUAGAAGGGAUAAUAAUGCUAUGUGA